GAGCUUUAAAGCGGGCGGGAGGCAGGCUGGCUGCGGUGCAGAUGCCUCGGGAAGCGCCCGAGCCGUGGCUGUGGUCUGUCGGUGAAGCCUCCCGGGCGGGUCUCCCUCCGCGGCAGCCGCCUUCCCGCGGGCUGGCAGGAGGCAGGCGGGAGCGACUCUUCGGGCCGCAACCGCUGUUGGUGGAGGGGGCCGGCGGGGAUCAUGGCCGCUCCGUCUCCGCACGCUCAGCAGCCGCUGCGGUGCAGCGUGAAGCUGCUCCUCGCCAGGGAGGAGCUGCCGGCAGGGCUGCAGCUCGCCAGCCCCAGCGAGGAAGCCCUGCAGCUGGAGAUGCUGCCCGGAGCGGAGGACGCGGACGUGACCGUGACAGACGAGACACUGAAUACUGUCGUGUGGGAAAACAGUCUGUGUUAAUUAUGCUGGAAUACAACACUGCCUUGCUCCAGUUCAAGUCACAAGCUGAAUACAACACAUUUUCAAAUGCAGUGAAGAGAUGCUGUAGCCAAAAGGAGGAGAACUCUGUGUUCAGUCAGAAAACAGAUGAAGCAUCUGCUACUCAGUAUUUUCAGUUUUAUGGCUGCCUGUCUCAACAACAGAAUGUGAUGCAGGAUUUUGUGAGGACAGCCACUUACUACAGAGCUAUUGUACAGAACUACAGAGAUUUUACAGACAAGGUGGUCCUAGAUGUUGGCUGUGGAUCAGGAAUCCUUUCAUUUUUUGCAGCGCAGGCCGGAGCUAGAAGAGUUUAUGCAGUUGAAGCCAGUUCAAUGGCAGAAUAUGCGGAGCUGUUAGUGAGAAGCAACAACCUUUCUGACAAGAUCACUGUUCUGACUGGAAAAAUUGAGGAGAUGUCCCUGCCUGAGAAUGUUGAUGUGGUAAUUUCUGAACCAAUGGGUUAUAUGCUGUUCAACGAAAGGAUGUUGGAAAGUUACCUCCAUUCCAAAAAAUGGUUGAAGUCAAAUGGAAUGAUGUUCCCAACUUACAGUGACAUUCAUUUGGCUCCUUUUUCUGAUGAGCAGCUGUACAUGGAACAGUACUCCAGAGCCAAUUUUUGGUACCAAGAAUGGUUUUAUGGGGUCAAUCUGUCCAGUCUGCACAGUGCAGCUGUGGAUGAGUAUUUGCAACAACCAAUUGUGGAUACUUUUGAUGUGAGAAUUCUGAUGGCCCAGACAGUGAAGUACACCAUUAACUUCAUGGAAGCCACUGAGGAAGAUUUGCAUAGAGUGGAAAUCCCUUUUGUUUUCCAAAUAAUGCAGUCUGGACUAAUCCAUGGCCUCGCCUUCUGGUUUGAUGUGGCAUUUGUAGGAUCGGUGGUAACUGUUUGGUUGUCCACUGCACCGACAGAACCUCUCACUCACUGGUAUCAAAUACGCUGCCUUCUUCAGACGCCUCUCUUUGCUAAAGAGGGGGAAACUCUCUCAGGGAAAGUCCUACUUGUUGCCAAUAAACAACAAAGUUAUGAUAUUCAGAUUGUGGCUAUGGUGGACCAGACAGGAUUUAAAUCUGGUAACAUUAUUGAUUUAAAGAAUCCAUUUUUCAGGUUUGUCUAGAAUAUAUUGUAAGAUGGCAUCUGGAAACAGAAGUGAGGUUCUCACCAAGCUGCAUAACCAGUGAGACUGAAAUCAGUUCUUAGUAGGACUACUGGUGCUUAUGUAAACUCAGUUUGUAACUGUACAUAUCUGUAAUUGUAUGUGAGUCACAUGAGAAGGGAAUGUUGUGGUUCCAUCUCUUUUUUUUCCCCUUUUUUACUAAUUUAAAUUUAGUCUGUGCUCACAUUUAGACUUGAAUUGCAGCAGACUCAAUUUUAUUCCAGGAAGUUAAUUUGGCAUAGAACAACAACAAUUUCUCUGUUUAUUUCUGUUUUACAGUAAGCUCACAUUGGUUCACUGGGGUUUUUUUGUUUGUUGUUUUUUUUUUAACAUUCUUACCAAUAUUCUUGGUUAUUGAACAAAACCUACCUCAUGUUUCUAUGUGUAACACAUUAAAAGAACUUUGAGCAGUAUGUAGCAUCCAUGCUUUAAACAUUCAGCCCAGAUUUCCAGAUAUUUCAAUGUUUGGUGUUAAACUUCUCACUCACCAGGGCAGUGUGUUAAAUACUUCAGUUUUCUCUCAAUGAACUCAUUAAUUUGGUUCAUUUUGAGACAUGAACCUGAAGUCAUCUUGCAUAUACUUUGUAAAUGGUCUGAGACUUCUCUAUGCCUAUAGGAGUGUAACAGGACACAUUUCUAAAUUACUCUUAGAACAGUGUGAUAUAAAACUGUAUGAUAGGAUACGUGUGACACUCACUUUUUCUUAACUCUGUGAGAAAUAUUGAGAGUCCAAGCUAUAAAAAGAUGUAUUUUUGGCCUGUGUACCCAGCAAAUGAGGAAGACCAUAGUACAGAUUUUAAUGAGAUGUCUCUCCAGACAACAUUAUGCAAAAAGAGCACAUAAUGACUUUUAUAGAAUGUGUUUCGGUUGUUCAAAGUAAAUGCCUUAGGCUGAAUUAAAGAGCUGGAGUCAAAUCAGAAAUGUAUAUGUCAUUUUACUACCAAAAACAUAACUGCAGUGAUACCUCUAGCAAGAUAAAAUCAGCCUUUACCCUUCCACACACUGUUGGAAGGCUGGUUUGAAUGAAAAGCUCCACAAAAACUGAUCUGUCUCUCAGGAAGUUACAAGCUGCAUUUGAUCAACAGACCAGCUAAGGAUCCCUGCUGGGAGUAAUUAAGAAACAGCUGUAGUUUCAGAGGUUUUUCUCCAAAAUCAACAGCCAUUUGCAGCUACUUAAAGAUAGUUUAUGAGAUUAUGGAAAGUAGUCCCUAAGAUUGUGAAACUUGUAAACGUAACAUGAACUUAAUGGCUGAGGCCAUGAAACUGUUGAAGUUAGCAUCAGAAAAUGAUUGCCUUGUUAUUUCCACUAGCAUUUAAUACAGGUGAGAGACUUCUAGUAUAAAAAUGUAGUUUGCACAAUAGAAGACUGUUUUGUUACACAAGUAUUAUAUAUAUAUAUAAAAAAAAAGUAUUUAAUGUGGGUUGCUGCCUCAGAAUGGUAACAGAAAUUAUCAUUCUAACCUGUACAAGCAGCAUAGUAAGAUUUCUGAUGCAAUGUCUGAUGGUUGGGUAGCCAUCCUUCCUAAAUUUAGUCUGCACAGUGGUUGGUGGUUUUAUGCUUAUAUGAGAGAAGGAAGCAAAUCCAAGAAUGUCCAAACCCAAAUACCAGGAAGCUGUAGUUCAGUUUUCUAGAGUUUGGCAGGUUUUCCUCAGCAAUUAUGAAAGGAAUAUAUGAAAUAUGAAUCUGAAUUUGUAAAGUCUCCAACUGACCUGCAUGUCUGUCUGGAUCUCACAUUUCGGUCUCAAACCUCUUCUAAAAAGUGUCUGUAUAUCAAAGAUAUUCUAUUUUCUAUAGGGGAAAACCUUACAUUGUGCAUUUCAUGUGGCAAUUUCAAUUCUUUUUAAGGAAGAAAGUAAAUAAAGGGGAGGAAAAACAACAGCAGCAGACAGCAGUGUUAGGUUGUGUAUCUUUAAUUCCAGAGCAAAAGGUGUACGUAUCUAAUAACUGUACCUUCAAUAUGUAUAGAAAAGAUUGUUUCUUUACACACUAACAAGUACAAAGAAUAUCUCACAGUGCUUGCUACUUUGAAGUCAUUUGGAUGAUCCAGGACUGGUAUUUGUAUUUCUCUCUACUUCAGGAAUUCACUUUAUUCCAGAUUGUAUGCUAGAACAGAAGAGAAGAUAGGUAUGAGAUACUGUACCAUUUGCAGUUUGAAAUAAGGUCCCGUGACUAUCUUCGUUUCAUUACCAUUUAACAUUUCAUUCUUUCCUGCUUUGAAGCGUUAGUGAUUUUGAAGUAUACAGGAGCCUACCUUCAAGGACUACAAUGUACUGUUUUCACCUUACAGGACUUUUUGGGUAUAAACAUAAGAAUAUAUUUGUAAAGUAUUUUUGAAACAACAUGACAAUGAAAACAUUUUAUUGGUACAAAUGCUGGUGUUUUGUUUCGGUAUUUUAUAAAGGCAACAUUAAUAAAUGCUAGAGAAUGUAGGGAAACUAAAGCAGAACUGUGGGGACAUUGGAGCAAACAGUUAUGAUGUAGUUUUACAAUAUAAGACUCUUUUAACAGAUUUGACCACAUUAUGAAAUACAGCAUUUCCGCAUUUAUAAAGAGGCUAUAUUAAUCCUGUUGAAAAAUGCCAUAUUGUCUUGCAUCCCAUAGACUCAAAAAGCACAACAGGGAAAACACUGAAUAUCAUAUUAAAUAGCUAUAAGUUUUCAUGCUUUGUUGGAUCCACGGUCAUUUAGAAGGUUCAUCUUCAAGAAAUUACAGCAGUAAGAAAUGCUUUUAACAGCUUAUCUUUCACGAAUUGUAUAUGGUUAUUUUCUUUUACCUUCAUCCCAGAGAUAUGCAUUUAAACUUUUGUAAGCAGUCACACAUACACAGUGAUUCACAAUAAAUUGCAUUUUCAGUA
Aquila chrysaetos chrysaetos is the source of this 4441-nucleotide messenger RNA. Its product is annotated as histone-arginine methyltransferase CARM1-like. The record is from RefSeq and is a predicted model, not a curated record. The coding region runs from base 42 to 1547 and encodes 501 amino acids. NCBI's taxonomy places the organism in Eukaryota, Metazoa, Chordata, Aves, Accipitriformes, Accipitridae. Gene Ontology annotation, molecular function: protein-arginine N-methyltransferase activity. Gene Ontology annotation, biological process: peptidyl-arginine methylation. The transcript is spliced from 13 exons.